AUGCAGGGGAUGUUCAGGUUAGAACAGGCCAAGGGGAGAAGCAGCCAAUAUGAGUCUGCUCUGGGGACAGUGAAGGCAAGCCUGUGCCCACAUGCCAAGGUGUACAAAGAGGAAGUUUCCCCACCUUGGGGUUCCCACUCCCUGAAGUACCACAGUCUGACCCUGGAGCCAGAGGGAAUGACUCCUGGGACCCCGAGGCCCCCAUCCCAGGCAGGCUUUCCUGGGCCUCCCCAAGACUCUGAAGGGUCUUUGGACCUUGUGGGCUGGGGUGGUGCUAAAGGAGACCCUCCUCAGCUGGCCGGAGAGGCGCAGGAGACCCAGAGGAAGCAGCUGUGUUUCCCCUCAGACCCUCUCUGGACCCCCUUCCCUAGAAUCCCCAGUUCAGAAGGGAGGUGGAGGGAGGCAGUGUACGGGCCCAGCAGCCGGAUCUCCCUGUUCUGGCAGAGUAGACCUCCUUGUCUGUGGCUCCUGGGGAGCGGGAAGAUCCGAGUGGAACAGAACGUGGGGAAGGUGAGGUCUGCGCCUGCGUCUGCGUCUGUGUCUAUCCACCAUUUCAAAGGACUAUCCGAAAGGGACGAACACGGAAGUGCUGGUGUGGGGCGGGGGCGGCUCUGUCCGGUCCAGGAGCUUUGCCCUCCCCCGGAGGAGAACAUUGCGCCCCCACCCCCUACUCCCUCCCCGGCCCCGGAGUCAGGGGGCGGCUGGGGGAGGGGUGCAGUCACAGGCUGGGGGCGAGGCUGUUUCGGGCCUUUUCCCCACGGGGGACCUUCAGGUCCGAACCUGCCAAGGGGAUGUGAGAUUAAAGGGGAAGAAAUACUCCAAGUGCACACGGAAGAAGUCUCCCCACCUUGGGGCUCCCACCCCCUGAAGCACCACAGUAUGGCCCAAGAAGAAACUCUAGACCCAGAGGGAGUAGCUCCUAGCACCCAGAGGCCCCCUUCCCAGGUGCACAAGGAAGAAGUCUCCCCCACUUGGGACUCCCACCCCCUGAAGGACCACAGUAUGGCCCAAGCAGAGGCUCUAGAGUCAGAGGGAAUGGCUCCCAGCACCCAGAGGCCCCCUUCCCAGGGGUUGAUAACAUUCAAGGAUGUGGCUGUGGACUUCACCCAGGAGGAGUGGUGCCUCUUGGACCAUGCUGAGAAAGAGCUGUUCCUGGAGGUCAUGCAGGAGAAUGUGCAAAAUCUCCUCUUUGUGGAGGCAGAGGUCAAUUUUGAACUGAAGGGGAUAUCUUCAAAGCUGAGCCUUUUUGUGGAAGAAUCUGGCCCCCAAAGAGUUAUAAAUGAAGAUCCAUGUGAUUUCAUUUUGAGAGAAAUCUGUGACUCUAAUAUGAAGGUAAAUAAAAAUCCAGAGAGUGACUGUGAAUUUGAUAAAAUUGCAGAGAAAUUCAGCCAAUAUUCAGUCCUAAAUCAGUAUAUGAAACGGACUUCAGGAAAUGAUCAUUGUCAUGAUAGAGAAUGCAGCAAAUGCUUUCUUGAAGAUGUAGGACUCAUUCAGUUGCAUGAGAAACCUCCUGAAAUACCCAUGGCUCAAGGAAACCUAGUGGGAAGUGGCUUUGGUUGCAGUUUAGCGCUCAUUAGACAUAUAAAAAAUAAACAUGUAGAGAUACUUUCUGUGAGUAAUAAAGUUGGGAGAGCUUUCAGUCAAAAUUCUGAACGUGUUUCAUAUCAAAUUAUCCACUCUGGAGAGAAUUCUUAUGCACGUAAACAAGGUGGAAAAGCUUUUACAGAGAAAAGGUAUCUUUUUGCACAUGAGAGAAUCCACACUGGAGAGAAACCAUAUGCAUGUAAACAGUGUGGGAAGACUUUCACAAGGAGGGGAGAUCUUGGUAAACAUCAGAGAAUCCACACUGCAGAGAAUCCUUAUGAAUGUACACAGUGUCGAAAGGCUUUCACAAAGAGGAGCCAUCUUUCUGCACAUCAGAGAAUCCACACUAGAGAGAAACCUUAUUCAUGUAAACAAUGUGGAAAAGCUUUCUCAGAGAAAACGUAUCUUAUUUCACAUCAGAGAAUCCACACUGAAGAGAAACCUUAUUCAUGUAAACAAUGUGGAAAGGCUUUCACACAGAGGGGCAAUCUUGUUGCACAUCAGAGAAUCCACACUGGGGAGAAACCUUUUGAAUGUAAACAAUGUGGAAAGGCUUUCACACAAAGGGGACAUCUUGCUGCACAUCAGAGAAUCCACACUGGAGAGAAACCUUAUAAAUGUAAACAAUGUGGAAAAGCUUUUACAGAGAGGGGCCAUCUUGUUGCACAUCAGAGAAUCCACACUGGAGAGAAAUCUUAUGAAUGUAAACAGUGUGGAAAGACUUUCACACAGAGGAGUAAUCUUGCUAAGCAUCAAAGCAUUCACACUGGAGAGAAACCUUAUGCAUGUAAACAAUGUGUAAAAACUUUUAUAGAGAGGGGCCAUCUUGCUGCACAUCAGAGAAUCCACACGGGAGAGAAACCUUAUGAAUGUAAACAAUGUGGAAAGGCUUUCACAAAGAGGGGCCAUCUAGCUGUACAUCAGAGAAUCCACACUGCAGAGAAACCUUAUGAAUGUACCCAGUGUGGAAAGGCUUUCACACAGAGGGGCCAUCUUGCUGCACAUCAGAGAAUCCACACUGGAGAGAAACCUUAUGAAUGUAAACAAUGUGGAAAGACCUUCACACAGAGGAGUCAUCUUGCUACUCAUCAAAGCAUCCAUACGGGAGAGAAACCUUAUGAAUGUACACAGUGUGGAAAGGCUUUCACACAGAGGAGCCAUCUAGCUGCACAUCAGAGAAUCCACACUGGAGAGACCUUAUGCAUGUAAGCCAUGUGGGAAAACUUUUACAGAGAGGCGCCAUCUUUUUGCACAUGAGAGAAUCCACACUGGAAAGAAACCUUAUCUGUGUAAACAGUGUGGAAAGGCUUUUAGAGGUACUUCUGAUCUUUGUAAACAUCAGAAAAUCCACACUAGAGAGAAAUGUUACAAGUGUCAACAGUGUGAAAAGGGUUUCACAAAGAGAAGUGAACUUCCUAACCAUCACAGCAUCCACACUGGAGAGAAAGUUUAUGGAUGCAAUCCAUUCAGAUAGCCUUUCACAUCAAGCUCCACAAUUGCUUCAUGGCAGAAAAUACCCACUGGAGAGAAACCUCAGGAGUGAGGCUGAGCUUAUAGUCAUCACCUUUAGAUUAUUUAACAUAAGAAGAUGAACACUAGAGAGAAACUUUAGGGAUAUAAUCAGUAAGGCCUUCAGGCAAUAAUCAUCUGUUAUUCCCAAGUGAGAAUUCCUUUUCAAUAGAAAUCUUAAUUCUGUCAUGAAUGAAGAAAGACAUUAAAAUGGAGAGUCCAGAGCUUGUUCAGUAACAGAAAAUGUCUUCUGAACACAUCACAUCCAAAUGGAUUCCUUCUGGAAAGCUUUCAGGUAGAGAAUCAUCCUUUACUUCAUAUCAGAGAAUUUAUAGUGCAGAAAAAUCUAAUGAAUGUGCUCAAGUUGCAUGUGUUUUGCUCAGGAGGUGGGUAAUUACUAUUAUUUAGAGAAAUGCAAAUGUUAAUAAGUCUGAGGGACCAGGCCAUAUCUAUUAGAUUUUUUUAUUAGAAUAGAAAAGUGACAAAGGUGGAGAUGUGGGAUUAUUGAGAUACUAAUGAACUCUUGGGAUUGUUGUGAACUCAUUCAACCACUCUGGAGCAACAGUUUUGAACUAUGUCCAAAGGGAAUUAGUAAACAAUAAGGUAGGUAAAUGACCUAUAUAUUUAAAAAAAAAAGGACAAAAAGAAAACACUUAAAGCUGCCCUUUUGGGGCUUACAAAAAUUAGAAAGUAAAAGGAACCCAAUAAAUGGGAAAUGUCGGUGGAAAUUGUGUCCCAGGAUUGUAAUAGAGUACAAUUGUUUUAUCAUUAAUGAGAAGGAGGAAGACCUCAGAAAAACCUUGUUAGACUUGAGAACUGAUGUAGACUGAAUUUAUCAGGACCAGAACACUGCACAUUUUAUCUGUAAUAUUGUAUGUAGAACAACUGUGAAUUGAGCUAUUCUCAAUAAUACAAAGAUCCAAAACAAUCCAAAAUGACUCAAUAAAAAAAUUUCAUCUGUUUCCAGAAGAAAAACUGAUAUUGUCGGAAUUCAGAUGAAAGAAAUUUUUUUUCACCAUUUUAAUUUAUUAUUUGUUUUUUUCUAGUUCCACAGAAGGAUCAAUAUGGAUAAAUAUUUUCUAAGAUUGUAUAUGUAAAAUCUAUUUCAGAUUGCUUAAUAUCUCUUGUGUGUUGGGGAGAAAAUCCAGGACUCAAAAUGUUUUUGCAAUGUUGGAUAUUGUCUAUACAUCAUUGUCAUCUAAGAAUAAAAUAUGAAAUGAUGGAGAA
This is a messenger RNA of Monodelphis domestica (gray short-tailed opossum), 4320 nucleotides long. RefSeq lists its product as uncharacterized. Gene Ontology annotation, molecular function: DNA-binding transcription factor activity, RNA polymerase II-specific; RNA polymerase II cis-regulatory region sequence-specific DNA binding. Lineage: Eukaryota; Metazoa; Chordata; Mammalia; Didelphimorphia; Didelphidae. Gene Ontology annotation, biological process: regulation of DNA-templated transcription. The record is from RefSeq and is a predicted model, not a curated record.